CUGAUGCUCUGACAUCACAUGGGCUCUUAUAUACUGAGGGAAUGGAGCCCGCUACACUUCGCAUCCAACCUGGAACCUGCAAGAACCAUCUUAGACCUGGAGGAACAGAAGAAGAAAAGGAAAACAGAAAAGAAGCAGCAGCAGCAGCAGCAGCGGUGCCACUCUAAAUCCUCUCCAGCCUCUUCAAUAGAACUUUGACCCUUAACCUUAUGGACUAGACUCAUCCUUAGGUGCAGUCGUCAGUGCGGAAGCCCUUUAUUUCACACAUUUGUCAUUUUGUCAUCAAGAUGCAGGCACUGUUGGCUUGUAUGCUCCUUCUCUGUCUCACGUGCGGCGCUCUCUGCACAGAUGUCGACCAGGAGCAGCGAGCGCUCGCAGAAGAGCUCCUCACCAGCCUCUUCACCUCUAAGGUGAAAAACAAUAGGCAGAGUGCCCCCUAUUGGCAUGUAUCAAUGACCAACCUCUGCAGGUUGGUGGCUGGCCUGCGGCAGGAAGCGUGGAGCGGAGAGGAGGAGGAAGAGGAGGUUUCCGAGCUGAGCGAAGGGAGCCUCCAGCUGCUGGGGGAGCUGUACAGCCUGCAACACAUCUGCAGAGCGCUGCAGAGCCAGGAGGAGAGGCUACUCCGAGACUCUGUGGAGUAUUCGGAGGAGAACAGCGAUGCUCCCCUGAAGCGAAAAUCCCCGUACAUCCUGAAGAGACAAGCCGCACACAACACCAAGUCACGGAGGCCUUACAUCUUAAAGCGUAGCUCGGCUUACUGACAGCCAUCGCUCGGUCAAGACAAGAGGACCAACCAGCCGUGAUGAUAUAUGUUCUUCUGUUUUCUUGUGGCUGCAGAGUUGAUUUUUUCCCCCUGUUUUUCUCCAGUGAGAACCUGCAAUUGUACGUCCAA
This is a messenger RNA of Fundulus heteroclitus (mummichog), 892 nucleotides long. It is a transcript of the gene nts, whose product is annotated as neurotensin. Bases 288 to 761 code for a protein of 157 amino acids. Lineage: Eukaryota; Metazoa; Chordata; Actinopteri; Cyprinodontiformes; Fundulidae. The transcript has 4 exons. Gene Ontology annotation, molecular function: neuropeptide hormone activity. The record is from RefSeq and is a predicted model, not a curated record. Gene Ontology annotation, cellular component: extracellular region.